Molecule: messenger RNA, 768 nt
Organism: Penicillium daleae
Lineage: Eukaryota; Fungi; Ascomycota; Eurotiomycetes; Eurotiales; Aspergillaceae
Product: DUF924 family protein
Exons: 2
Coding region: 1-768 (255 amino acids)
Molecular function (GO): protein binding
Source: RefSeq, a predicted model, not a curated record
AUGAGCGACAUUUCCGAGUUGAAGGAGACCUUGACUCCUGAUCUCCUUGAGGAACUUCGCGAGUUUUGGUUCGAGCAUAUGGAAGCCGACGAUGCACUGAUCCUUCCUGGCCAGAGUGACAUGCAGCGCUGGUUCACCCGAGAUGAAACGUUUGACAAGAUCUGCAUUGCGCAAUUUCAGCCGGCCUUGGACACUAUCAUUGAGUCUGGCGCAUCUGCGACGGAUAUCCUGGAUUCAAUCGAUACAUCAUCGCCUCUAAACUGGCUGAGUAUCAUCCUCCUCUUGGACCAAGUACCUCGAAACUGCCAUCGAGGAGACGAGUCAAAGCUUGUAUUUGGGCGCUUCGACCCACUCGCUGAAGAAGUUGCUCUCCGUGCAAUUGACGCUGGCAUCACGACCAAAUCCUCCGAAGUGCGAUACCGUCUAGCCUAUCGAUUCUGGUUCCACUUGCCAUUGAUGCACAGUGAAAACCUUGCCGUACACGAGCAAGCCCUCAAGCAGCACGAGGAGACGGCGAAGGAUAUGGGCCGGUUCCUCCUCAAGGACGUCUCGACUCUGAGUGAAGAUGAGAAGAAAUGCUAUAGGAUUCUGUCGAACAAACAGGAUGCCCUUGGUGCAUUGUUGACCAACUUACUUGAUUUUGAGAAGAGGCAUAAGGUGAUUAUUGAGCAGUUUGGGCGGUAUCCUCACCGGAAUCAAGCACUGGGUAGAGUGCCGACCGCGGAAGAGAUUGAGUAUUUGAAGAAUGGUGGAGAGACAUUUGGUUAA